GUCUAAGUGGUGAGGUUUGGAACCGCUAAUCCGGUUGUGCACUUAUCACCAUGGUUGACACCCGGAGUGGGAAGAGCACUAGCCCCUAUACCCAGGAACAGCAAGAGAAGCUGGCCGCCUUAGUGAGAGAGAAUAAGGAGAGGAAAGAGCUCCUGAAGCAGGCGAAGUUGAAAGCAAUCGCAGAGGAGCAGGCGGCGAAAAUGAAGAAACUGGAGGAGGAGAUGGAGGAGAAGAAAAAGGCUGCCGAGGAAGAAGCAGCAGCAGAAGCAGAAGAGGAGAGAAGACGCAGGGAAGUAAAAGGGGAAAGUAGCGGCACGGCGAAUGAGGAUGCAGCAAUGGAGAAGAAGAUUAGUGAGUGGAUUGCUAACUUAUCGUUGGGGGAAGACGAGGAGGCACAACUAUAUGUGCCACAGGAGGAGAAGGAAGCGUUUGCCAGGGUGCUGGCAACAAUUGAGGACCCCCUGGAACGGCAGGAGACAAAGGAGGAGAAGAAGUUGGAAUGGAAGCUUGGGAUGAAGAGGGAAAAGAAGAGGAGAAGGGAGGAAGUAAACCGGUUGACCACAGAGGUGGAAAAGGUGAGAGCCUGUAGACAAGAGGUGCAGGCGCAGGCAGAUGUUUCUGCCAAGAUGGAUAAGAUGUUGGGAUACCUGGAAGUGUCGAGUGAGGCCUGGCUAGAGGAGCGCCAAGCCAAUUGGGGUCACGAUGUGGCCCUGAGCGCUAUGCGGUCAGGUUUUAGAGACUUCGCUCGCGAUAUGGUUACCCACGUUGGGGCCGAAGUCAUGCGAUUAAGGGAAAACGUAGUAAAGUUCUGUGAAGGCGCCAUUGAGAGUGCCAAAGCAGUAGCCGCUGUGGAGAGUGAGGCCAGGCCUCGUAAAGAGUCCGUCAAGCUUAAAUUCCCAGAUGUAUAUGGCGGGAAGGAGGAGGAGAAUUUUGAUAACAGGGAGGCGAGCGUAAAUAGUUACGUGUACUUACAACACAUCUUGACUGAGGAACAAGUCCUCGUCGCUUUCUAGGCCCUCAAAGAUGAAGCGGCCAGCUUUGCCAAGUCCCUUGCGCGCACAGCCGGUUGUGAAAACAACCUGUUUGCAUAUUCUAAGAUCACCCCCCUUCCUCAAUUCUUCAAACUCCUGAGGGAGAGAGUUGCUGACCCAACGAGAGGCGUUAGAGCCUCUGACAAGU
Chara braunii is the source of this 1179-nucleotide messenger RNA. NCBI's taxonomy places the organism in Eukaryota, Viridiplantae, Streptophyta, Charophyceae, Charales, Characeae. The record is from the annotation of a GenBank genome assembly.